Messenger RNA from Larimichthys crocea (large yellow croaker), 3760 nucleotides. RefSeq names its product neuronal pentraxin receptor a (gene nptxra). The coding region runs from base 1 to 1752 and encodes 583 amino acids. The record is from RefSeq and is a predicted model, not a curated record. The transcript has 6 exons. Lineage: Eukaryota; Metazoa; Chordata; Actinopteri; Sciaenidae.
AUGGCGGUGCCCGGAGCCAUCACACUCCGAGCUUCACAAGGUCUCUUCAGAAACCCCUCCCCCGCCGCCAACCUGAAGUUCAUUGUUAUUAUUUUGGCCGCCGGGAUGGUGGCCUUCAUCGGAGCGGUUAUCUGCAUCAUCGCAGCCGUGCACACCGGAUCCUCCAGGGCUGCCGCGGCACAACAAAAGCCAGCAACCGACAACCACUCGCUGUAUCCGGACGCGGCGGCGCAGACCCCCGCUGCAGGGGGCUCCGUAGCCCGGGUCGGAUCUUUGGGCGCUCUCCAUGGUUCUGAUACGCCCGAUUCAGAGGCACCGACCUUUAACAUCGGGCUCGGAGGUCUGGACGGGGUCACUGGACUCACCGGGCAUGACCCAACCGUCAGUCGACUCAUCUGCACGCCGAUUCCCGUCGGUGAAUGCAACCCGAAAAACUUUCAGCAACAAGCGGAAGACCCCUCUCUGUACGCGGGGGAAGAUUGGGGUUACCUCCGCACCACCGCGGAGGAGCUCCGACAGACGGUCCUGCAGCAAAAGGACCAGAUAUUAACAGACCAGAGGACCAUCAGAGAGCUGACGGGGAAACUAACCGAGUGUGAGAAGGGGGUGGACGGCAGCAGCAGCGCGGAUAGACGCGGGAGCUCCGCGGGGCUGUUGGGAGGCAAAAGCGCGACAGAGGAGACGCACCUGGAGCGGAUCAUGGUGCGGGACAGUCCGGCUUCGACGCCCGAUGGUGUCCACUUGGUCACCGUGAGGGCUGUGGACGAGCUGGAGCAGGCUAUCAUUCAACUCAAAGACCGCAUAGAGAAACUGGAGUCAGACAUUGGCCCAUUUCCUCACAACCAGACGGACAGCAACACCUCAAGAGUGCCAGAAGAAGGCGGGAUGUCUGGCGGCCCAGAAAGGUUUGCUGAUCCUGGGUCCAGAGCUGGUUCUGACAGGCCCUGGAGGAUGGAAGACUUGGAGGGGGAGCUGGAGAGGAAGGUGGAGCUGCUUGACAAAGAGAGAAAAGCCCUGAGGCUGGAAACCGAGAAACACAGACAGGAAAUCGACCGGGGCAUCAAUAAACUACACCACCGGAUCUCGGGACUGGAGGAGGGUGUCUCUGGUCAUUCUUUCCCAGAAGGCUACAGACUGUCCUUCCCAACUCGGACAAACUACAUGUACGCUGUCGUUAAACACGCCAUCCCAGCGCUGCGGGCCUUCACCAUCUGCCUGUGGUUGCGACCCGCAGAGGGAGGGAUCGGGACUCCUUUGUCUUACGCUGUCCCUGCACAACCCAACGAACUGGUGCUGCUGCAAGGCCUCCAUACUCCCACUGAGCUGCUCAUCAAUGACAAGGUGGCGCAGUUGCCUUUAAACCUCUCGCGAGGCAGCUGGCAGCACAUCUGCGUAAGCUGGAACCAGAAGGGAGGAGCGUGGCAAGCCUACCAAGGGGGAAAGCUGAGGGGCGAGGGUCACGGACUGGCAGCCGGACAUCACAUCAGACCUGGAGGAGAGCUCAUACUGGGGCAGGAGCAGGAUUCUCUGGGUGGAGGUUUCGACUCAUCCCAGGCCCUGGUUGGAGAGUUGUCCCAGGUGGGACUUUGGGACCGGGUCCUUUCUUCUAGCCAAGUGUCCAGCUUGGCCCGCUGCGGCAGAGUAACCCACGGCACUGUGGUCCCCUGGACCGAGAACGGAGUUGAAGUUUACGGUGGAGCAACCAAGGACCCGGGGGAGCCAUGUAGUAAACACAACAGAAGCUCGCAAUGACCGAUGGGGGGAGGUUUUGGGGGUAGGGGAAGUAAAAGAAGAGUGGGGGUACGGUUUUAGUGAUUUCAAGAAGGUAGGAGUCAUUUUGUUCAGUAUUAACACAGGAAACUCAAUGUGGAAGGUAAUGGCCGCCAUCAUGGAGGUCCACUGGAGAACUGUGCAAUAGACGAUGAGAUUCCUCAUAAAUAUGGCUGUAGUGUGGGUAUAGAGAUCACAUGUUAGUGUGUAAAACUAUAUACAUACAUUCAGAUAAAGUAGAUUUGUUUCCAGAUUCAGGCCACACAAAACUAUUGGCAUUGGUCGUAGCUCCUGCUCUCUGCACUGUUAGCAAACCAGAUGGCAGUUUAAUUAUCAGAAGCAACUAAUGUAAAAAAUUAAAGCAAACAAUUGAACCUAAUUAUUGGAUAGCAAAUGUGUUAGUCAGUAACACAGUGAGGCUUAUCUUAUCAAAACUAGUAUGAUUAUCUAGCUAACCCAAAAAGAAAUGCUUCAACAUGUUGGGAAAUAUGCGUCUUUGUUGAGUAUACAUGACAUGUAUUUCCCAAAGUGUUGAACCUUUUCUUUAAACCGCUCAGAUCGGUGGAUGUUAUUUCUUUUUUUUUUUUUUGUGGUUGCAGCCGAGAGCUGUUGACCUCCUCUGUGGCUGCCAGAAGUCGUGUCAAACCAGCUGAAAUCCCUCCGCGAGCAGCAGGGUCGAAGCGAAGUUAAUUAAAAGCUGUGACUUUAGAGUAAGGUGAUGAAAAACGUUGGGAAUAUUAAGUGGUAGACAGUCAGUGAGGAGUAGAUGAUGAAAGAGAAAGGAAAGAGGGAGGACAUCGGGGGGAAAAGAACGGGCACUUUUAAGGUGUGAUGCUCCAUUGUUUUCACCUCUGCAUGAUGUAUUCAUAUACCUGUAAUGUCUUGCCACUGCACUGUGUUGCUCACAAGUUUCACAAAAGAGUUGGACGCCUCCUGCAUCCAUGGCUGGCAGGUGGUUUGUCUUUGUUUUUGUAUAAGGCCUGAGGGUCUCUUUUGUUCCCUACCUAAAUUACUGAACAAAUCUAAAACAAGGAGUCCCUAAGGAAGUCACUACCACUAGCAGAAUGUUCCUGUUUUUUGGGGUUUAUUUAACAUAUUUUUGAGAAGCUUUUGCCCCAUUUAUGUCACUCUGGGGCAGAUUUAGAAAAAAUCAAGGUCAAAGUUUGUACUCUGAUCAUGGAAAUAUGUCUCAGAUGACAACUUUCGGCCUGUAAUAUACUUUGUUCUUUAAAUUCAUGGUCUUGAAAGCACCCUUACAUACAUUUUUCACAUUUACAUAGCACACUCGUACAGUAACAUGACUGUUUCCUCCUUACAGUUUUAUACACACAGCCACUCUUGACUCAACAACCUCCUCCUUACAUUCCAUGCAUGAGUCGUACCGUACGUUCGCAACACGUUUCAUUUCGAUGAUUGUUCUCGGCUGUCGUACGGGACGCGAUGUUAAACACAGAUUUCAUAAUUUUUUUAAAUCACUGGCUCUCCCUAUAGCAUAAAAAUAAAUCCUUAGUGGAAAGUGCCUGUCGGGGUGUUUGUGCCUGUGUAAACAAAUUUAUUAUCCUGAUGGAAAAUUUACACUGCAAGAUAUUUUGAACUAAUUAAGCGUCCGUGUUUUUGUGAAUACCCUGGUGAUUUUUUUUUUUUUAAGAUUUAAGAGGUCUGAUUUGAAAACACACACACACACACACACACACACACACACACACACACACACACACACACACACACACACAGAUUUCUGAUGCUAAACCAGUUCAAAAUCAUCUUGCUGUGCCUAACAGUGUCUUUGAUGAUGCCUCUCAGUCUGCAGUGUUAUUGUUAAUAUUAUGCCUGGUGUCUGUUCAGAGCUUCUUUUGGUUUGUUUUUUUGGGGCUUUUUGAUAGUGAUGUGAUAUUAUUUUGUUUAUUGGAAAUGAAAACUCUAUUGGCAAUGUUUGUCUUUUCUUACACGACACUUGUGUUUUGUUUUUUUCUCUUUAUGCAUUGGUAUC